AUGAGCACCACCCACUACCACACCGACGAAAUCAAGGCCUUCGCCGCGUUCGAGGCCAAAGGGCAGCUGAAGCCGUUCACCUACACUCCGCGCCCGCUCGGCGAAGAGGACGUCGACAUCCGCAUCACCCACUGCGGUAUCUGCAGCUCCGACCUGCACACCAUUGACUCGGGCUGGGGUCCCUCCCUCUACCCUGUCGUGCCUGGGCACGAGAUCAUCGGCGAAGUGGUGGCCGUCGGACCCAAGGUGACGAGCCUGAAGGCCGGCGACCGAGUGGGCGUCGGCGCGCAGGUGUGGUCGUGCCAGGAGCCCAGCUGCCGCAACUGCAGCGCGCACCUCGACAACUGCUGCCCGAGGCGGGUCUUCACCUACAACGCCAAGUACGCCGACGGCGCGGUGGCCUACGGCGGCUACGCCGAGCGCGUGCGCGUGUCGCACCACUACACCUUCCGCAUUCCCGACAGGCUGCUCUCGGAGCAGGCAGCGCCGCUCCUGUGCGCCGGCGUGACCACCUUCGCCCCGCUCAAGCGCUUUGGCGUGACCAAGGGCACCCGCGUGGGCGUCAUCGGCAUCGGCGGCCUGGGCCACCUGGCCCUCCAGUUCAGCGCCGCGCUCGGGGCCGAGGUGACCGCCAUCUCGACGUCGCCCAGCAAGGAGGCCGAGGCCACCAAGCUCGGCGCCACCAAGUUCCUCCUGUUCAACAACGACGAGGCCAUCAAGGCCGCCGCCGGCUCGCUCGACAUCGUGGUCAUCACCACCGACCAGAACGACAACGACUGGGGCCGCAUGCUCUCCCUGCUCGACGUGGGCGGCAAGAGAAUUGUGAACAUGUCAACACAGUUGAUCCUGUUGGCCGCGCCGGACAAGCCGCUGACGAAGUCGAUCGUGGGCAGCCUCAUCGGCAGCCGGACGGAGGUGGAGGAGACGCUGGCCGUGGCCGCCGCCCACGACGUGCGCGCAUGGGUGAACACCCUGCCGCUCGAUCGCGUCAACGACGGCAUCCAGAUGGUGCGCGACAACAAGGCGCGGUACCGCGUCGUGCUCACCACUCAGCCCAACGCCGACUCCAGCUGA
Molecule: messenger RNA, 1074 nt
Organism: Acanthamoeba castellanii str. Neff
Lineage: Eukaryota; Discosea; Longamoebia; Acanthamoebidae
Product: alcohol dehydrogenase GroESlike domain containing protein
Exons: 4
Coding region: 1-1074 (357 amino acids)
Molecular function (GO): oxidoreductase activity, acting on the CH-OH group of donors, NAD or NADP as acceptor; zinc ion binding
Source: RefSeq, a predicted model, not a curated record